GAAACUUCUCAGGAAAAGUUGUGACCUAAGCAGAUGGUGAGAGUAUUGACCUAGAGAGAGAAAGAAAGAAGAGAGAGAACCCAGAGCUUCGUAAGCUUCGGACACACAAAACUUUUCAAAUUCUAGAGUUCGCGGUGUAUCCAAAGGGAAUCCGAAACUUGAUUCCCCCAUUAUUUUAAGCCCUUAACCUGCAGAGCUCUCUGCACGAAAAACUAGGUUUUAACGGAGAGCUUCGGUCAGAAGUGUGAGCUUUGUGGAGGUCAAGCUUUUUGAUAGGUAAUUCUAAUGAAAAUUGAAAACCAGUCAUUGAGCUUCGAGAUAGAGCUGAUUUUCAGUAGCAUUGAUAUUUGAGUGAUCUUGGGGUUUGAGUUCUAUGAAGUUUUUUCUCUCUGACGUGGGUUUAUGAGGUAUUGAAGUGAGAUAGCUUGAUCUGAGUUAAUGGCCUGAGAUGAUCUAAGGUUUGAAGAUUGAAAAAUUCAAGGUCUCAGCAAGUCUUGGAGCUGGAGAAAUAGUUCCUAGCUAUCAAAAUCAGUCGAAGCUCUGGUCUAUAGAAAUUCAAGGUCUGUGUAAGUCUAAUUGAACUAUUCAAGGAUCCAGUUGUGGAAACAUUAAAAGCUUCAGAAGUUUUGUGAAAGUCUGCAAUUUCAAGCUAGUAUUGAAAAAUUUAAAGCCAAUGACAUUCUGAAAUCACAACCAAGAAAAAAUGCCUUUUGUGUGAAGGAAUUCGGUUUCUACUUGAGAUGCCAUGGCCCUAGAAACAGCUAUUCCUGUUGUCCAGCGACCAGAAAGGCUCUUAGAGAUACCUAAUAGAAAUUUAAUGGAGAGCGUGGGAGAGAUUGUGCCCGAACCACAGCCUGUUUCUGAAGAGGAAGUAUAUGUUGCAGUUGGGAAAGAGAGAAAAGAGAGCCUAAAAACGCUGCAGUGGACCAUACAGAUGUUCAGGAAUAAAAAGAUAAUACUUCUGCAUGUUCAUCAGCCUUCUCAAAUGAUACCGACUCCAAUGGGGAACUUUCCUGCAAAUAAAGUGAAGCCUAUUGAGGUGAAGGCUCACAGGAAUAAAGAACAAGAAGAUGUGAAGAAAUUGAUGAAUGAUUAUCUUGCACUCUUCUCUACAGCAGAGGUGCAUGUAGACAAACGGGUCAAAGAAGCAGAUGACAUUCAGAAAGGGAUUGUGCAAGCAGUAGCUCAAUAUGAAAUACAAAAACUCAUCAUGGGUGCAGCUGCAGACAACUGCUACUCAAGGAAAAUGAAUGCUGUAACCUCAAAAAAGGCAGCUCAUGUUAAGAAGCAUGCCCCGCUCUCUUGCAUGAUAUUUUUCAUUUGCAAGGGGAGCCUUAUAUGCACCAGGGAACCUUGUGCUGAACAACCCAGUAUGUGGAUGAAUUCACCAUCACCGACCCUCACUCCAUCUACAAGUCCAGUUAUAUCAAGACAAAGUAGUACUGGGUCAGUUAGGGAAUCCAUGAACAUGCGGAAUCUUCUUAGCCCCUGGUUUAGGCGUAGAUCAAAAUCAGAGCACUUGAAUAUUGAUGUAGAAGAAAGCCAAUCAUCUUUGGGUGGUGAAACCGUAUCGGGCAUGGGUUCUAUCGAUGGGGAGGCAGAAAUUCAACCUGAUUUGUCAGGUACCGUGGAAAGUAGAAAUGGGGCUAAUAGUGAGGAGUUUGCAAGUUGUGUCUCAUUUUAUCCAGACCCCAUUGAAGAACCAGUUCUAGAUUCUGUGGAGGAGAAUGAUGAGGAGGGGUCUUUGUCUAUUUGUCCUACAGAUGGAACAGAUGAUGUCAUGCAAUCUUUGCAUGAUCAAUUAAGAAGAUCUAUGGAAGAAUCCAAGAAUCUAAAGAGGGAAGCACUCAAUGAGUCAGUCAGGUGUCGACAAGCCGAGCAUGUUGCUUUAGAGGCACGAUGCAAAGCUAAAAUCUUAGAAACAAAGUAUGAGGGAGAACUGAAACUAAGAAUCGAGCUUGACGAAGUCCUAAACAGAGAAAGACACAAACUGGAAGACCUUGCAAACCAGAGGGACAAAUUCUCAAAGGAAGUGCAGGAAAUUUGCAAGGAAAAAGAUGCCCUUACCUGUCGCAUAGCAGAGUUGGAUCAGCUUGUUCAUGAUCUCACAGAGAAGCUAAGAGAAGCAGAGGAGUCCUUGAGCAGGGUCUCAAGAGAAAAUGUUGAGAUACAAAGGCAAAGGGAAGAUGUGCUUCAUCAACUUGAGCAAUAUCAGAAGAGAGAAGGGCACUCAAGUGGGCAAGAGAGUUUCUGUGAGUUCUCAGUAAUGGAGCUCAAUAUUGCAACGAGAAACUUUGAUGGCAGACUAAAAAUUGGGCAGGGUGGUUAUGGGACAGUGUAUAAGGGGCGGCUUCGUCACACUGAUGUCGCGAUAAAGGUGUUGGAUUCUGGUAGCUUGCAAGGCCAGUCGGAGUUCCAACAAGAGGUGAAUGUCUUAAGCAGGGUUCGACACCCGAACCUCGUGACCCUCAUUGGUGCAUGCUCAGAGAAUUCAUGCCUCAUCUAUGAGUUCCUCCCAAAUGGAAACCUUGAGGAACGGCUUUGCCGGAGGAAUGACUCCCCCGCCCUUUCCUUCCAAGCCCGUAUCCGCAUCGCCUCUGAAGUGUGCUCUGCUCUUCUCUUCCUCCACUCUGCCACCCCCCAUUCCAUAGUCCAUGGUGACCUAAAGCCAUCUAAUAUUCUCCUCUCCACUAAUGAUUCUGCAAAGAUUGGGGACUUUGGGAUAUGCCGCCUUCUAGAAGAUUCCGGAGGUACCCUAUGUUGGAGGACUGAUCCAAAAGGAACCUUCCCUUACGUGGACCCUGAGUUUCUAGCCACUGGGGACCUCACCCACAUGUCGGAUGUAUAUUCUUUUGGGGUCAUACUCUUGCAGCUUCUUACAGGACGAUCAGCUCUAGGUAUAAUACGGGAUAUGCAUAGGGCUCUUGAGAAUGGGUGCUUGACAGAGAUUUUAGAUCCUACAGCUGGAAGCUGGCCGUUUGUUCAAGCGAACCAACUUGCUCAUUUGGCGUUGAGAUGUUGUGAGAUGAACCGGAGGUCGAGGCCUGACUUGGGGUCAGAGAUUGUGAGGACAGUGGAGUUGCUGAGGGCGACAACGGAUGGGACUGUGGUGGCAGGGCAGCCUGUGGGAUACCCUGACAAACAUGGACAGGUUCCAACGUAUUUCCUUUGCCCCAUUUUUCAAGAAAUUAUGAAUGAUCCUCAUGUGGCAGCAGAUGGUUUCACAUAUGAGGGUGAGGCAUUGCGAGGGUGGUUCGAAAGUGAUCAUGACACGUCCCCCAUGACCAAUCUCAAGCUCCCUCAUCUCAACCUCAUUCCUAACCGUGCCCUUCGCUCUGCAAUCCAAGAGUGGGUCCAAAAUUGAAUAUGCAUAUUCCUUGUAUAUGAUAUGCUCAUAACUCUUAUCUAUACUGUAUUUAUAAAUGCAUGCAUGUACAUGACUAUGUGCAGAGAUAAAUAUGUAUCCAACCACAUAUUUAUGUACAAUCUAGUCAAUAUACAACAUGAGACAUGCAUGUAUUUGUUUAUGAUUUUGUAUGUGUGUAUUCUAUCCAGGCCUACAUAUUCCUUCUUGUUUGGCUUCGAGAUCUCUUGACAUAGCCUCUACGGAGGCCUGUAUGUAUUUGAUUAUCUAUUUAUUCAUUUGUUUAUAUAAA
This is a messenger RNA of Amborella trichopoda, 3656 nucleotides long. Its product is annotated as U-box domain-containing protein 33. Gene Ontology annotation, molecular function: ATP binding; protein kinase activity; ubiquitin-protein transferase activity. Gene Ontology annotation, biological process: protein ubiquitination; protein phosphorylation. The record is from RefSeq and is a predicted model, not a curated record. NCBI's taxonomy places the organism in Eukaryota, Viridiplantae, Streptophyta, Magnoliopsida, Amborellales, Amborellaceae.